Anneissia japonica is the source of this 2179-nucleotide messenger RNA. RefSeq names its product galactose-3-O-sulfotransferase 2-like. Gene Ontology annotation, biological process: glycolipid biosynthetic process. Gene Ontology annotation, cellular component: membrane. NCBI's taxonomy places the organism in Eukaryota, Metazoa, Echinodermata, Crinoidea, Comatulida, Comatulidae. Gene Ontology annotation, molecular function: galactosylceramide sulfotransferase activity. Bases 117 to 1628 code for a protein of 503 amino acids. The transcript has 3 exons. The record is from RefSeq and is a predicted model, not a curated record.
AUUAAAUAAACUUGGUUACGUUGGAGUUGGUCUGUUGAACAUCAGCAGGCAAAUAGUGAUCAACAUUAUCUUUAACAUAUUAUAUUCAACGGAACGGUCAACAUACAAAUGCUCUGAUGGAGACAAUAGGAAAGCAGUUUUAUAGAGGCAUGAAGAUCAAAUGGCCAUUUCUACUUUUGUGUUCAGGGAUUGUUAUGUACUGUGUUUACUUGGACGUGGCUUCGGAGAACUACAGAACCAUGAGAUACGCAAAUUAUUUGACUGUUCGAUUGACAGGCAACACUUCUCAAGUGAUUCCUUCUCUGAAUAAUACAGAAGCAGAUACAGCUACCGCUGUAAAAGGCCUACAUUAUCCUAAAGUACCACAACCUAGAUGGUUUGAUGUUAAUUCUACGAUUGCCGGGUCCGUAUAUAUCAAUCAUGCAGACGUUACUUCAACUGGCAAUUCUAUAAUUACCAAACCUGCAACAAUUAAUAAAGUGAGUGUUAACCAUGCAGAUGUUCAGCCAAAUUGUAAACCACAUGAAACUGUUGUGUUCUUGAAGACGCACAAGACAGGUAGUUCGACACUUACCACUACCCUUGAAAGGUACGGAUACAAAAGAAAUUUAUCAAUCGCAAUACCAAAACGCAAUUUGCAUAUUAUCAGUUCCGGCUAUUUUAAUCCAUCCCAAGUUUACCCUGGAAAAUUCGACAUGCUGGUAAACCACGUGAGAUUCAAAAAGUCUGAAAUGCAGAAAGUGAUGAAGCCGAACGCCAAAUACUUCACCAUCAUUAGGGACCCUAGGACCCAGAUCGAAUCUGUCUUCGGGUACUUUCUAUUAUUCAAAGGUUUUAGACUUCCAGAAGAAAAUGCUUUUAAGACAUUUAUAUCUAGACCACAGUAUUACUGGGAUAGAUACCCAUCCUUUGCAAUGCGAAAUCACCUCAAAAACCCAAAUCUUUAUGAUCUUGGUCUUGAGACCAGAGAUCAGGAAAAUACAGUGCUUGUUGAUAAGGCUAUUAAACGUAUUGCUAGCGAAUUCGAUCUUGUUCUUAUCCAAGAAUAUUAUAAUGAAUCUUUAUUACUUUUAAAGAAAUUGUUGUGCUUUAGCUUUGAAGAUAUAUUGUACAUACCUAAAGGAGUUCGAAGUUCUAAGCGACGUUAUACACUUUCGGGUGCAUUGCGUGAAUCAAUCAACAAGUGGAGCUGGGCAGAUGCGAAACUUUAUGCUCAUUUCAACAAAACAUUCUGGGAACGAGUUAAAGAAUAUGGGCCUACGUUUCAAGAGGAUUUAAAAUAUUUCGAGUAUAGACUUGAAGAAACGCGUAAAAACUGUACAAUUGAAAAUGCUACCAAAGAUAACUCUGCUCAUCGCGAAUCAUUUUUAGUGCUUCAUCCAAAGGCAGAUAAGAGUUGUCUAUUAAUGAUGAAGUCUGACCCAGACAUGACGAAAUUAAUACGAGUAAAGCAAUAUGGAAAUAUAUCUAGGAGAAUAUAUAAUAAGUCAAAAUCAGUAGUAGGGAAAGUUAAAAGUAGGAUAUCGAUACCCGACCGACGAAAGAUAUCGAUUCCCAACCGACGAAGGAUAUCGAUGUCCGUCCGACGUAGGAUGCAUACUUUAAAGACACAAUUUAAAGAGACCUAGGCCUAUAUACAUUUAUUAUGAAAAUAAAAGGUUGUGCUCUACUUUUAUUAUGAAAAUAACAGCUUAUUUUUUUAAGUAAAGUUAAAGAUAUAUCCUACUGCCUGUAUUGAGCUAAAAGUAAUUAAAUUCAAUUUCAUAUUUGAAUUUGCUUAAUUUUUGAAAAUUGUAAGUAAUCUAAACUUGCAAGUAAAAAUUCAAAUAAGAAAAUCCCCGCACUGGUACUGGUAUAGGCAUUUAGAAUGCGCCUCUUCCUUGAGGUUAUGAAGCGCAGUUGUUUUCACUGGUCAUUGGGUCCACAUGUUUUAAGUGUUGCUGAUAAUAUAAAAUAAACCAUGUAGGUAUUAUAGUAAUAUCUUUAUGGAUAAACUUUAUAAUAAUGUUGCAGUUCUGUGCCAUAAAACUAUAUCAAUGAUCCGCUUCGUCUGCUAUCGAAAAUCAGCGGGCGGCAUGGCAUGUUAAGUGCUCACAGAGAGCGGAGAUUCGAUUCGUCGGUCGAAGGUCGUACAACGCAAGUGUUUACAUGGCUAUACAUCCAGCAUGUGUCCAGUACU